AUGCACGAAUACAAAAAGCACAGGCUGUUCUUUUACCAAUACCGAUUUAUUUAUCCCUUUCUCUAUUGGUCCCUAUCAUUUUCCACAUUUUCUUUUCUUUCUUUCUCUAGUUUUAUAACUUCAUUUUUGCCUUUUUUUUAUUCUCUGAACCUCGUUUUCAUCUCAUUGGUAACCUUUUCCCUUUUAACGCUUUUUCUCUUGCUAUCUCUUCUUUUUUUUUUUUUUUUUUUUUUCUUACCUAAUAUUUACGCCUUUUCUCUUUUUCUCUAUUCUUUACGCGCUUUUUCUUCUUACCCAAUUUUUACGCUUUUUCUUUUUAUCUAUUCUUUACACUUUUUCUCUCGUCUCUUUCUUUACACUUUUUCACUUAUCUAUUCUUUACGCUUUUUCUCUUCUUUCUCUUCUAUACUCUUUUUUUGCCUAUUCUUUAUGCUUUUUCGCUUCUCAUCAUUUCUUUACGAAUUUCUCUUUUCUCUUCUCUACGCCUUUAUUUCUUACCUACACUUUUUAUAUUUUUUACUAUUCUUUACGUCUUUUCUCUUCCUCAUCACAUUCUCUACGCUUUUUUCCUACCUAAACUUUAAGCUCUUUCUAAUUUUAUUUAUUCUUUACACUUUUUCUCUUCUUACCUCUUCUUUAUGCUUUUUUUUCUUCUUACCUAUUCUUUACGUCUUUCUCUUCUUACUCUUUCUCCCUAACAUUGGUUUAUUAUUUUUCCCUUUACAUCUCUUAUCGAUUCGCCUACACCGUUUAUUUCUCCGUUCCUUCUUCUUCGCUUAUCGUCGUGACCAGAAACCAUUUAACCAAUUGAAAGCUGUUUUGAACAAGCGACUCUAA
Molecule: messenger RNA, 837 nt
Organism: Acanthosepion pharaonis
Lineage: Eukaryota; Metazoa; Mollusca; Cephalopoda; Sepiida; Sepiidae
Source: the annotation of a GenBank genome assembly